AUGAUCAAUAUAACAGAAUUCUUGCUCAUGGGAUUCCCUGGCAACCAGGUGCAGCAGAGACUAUGUGCCAUGCUCUUCCUCCUGAUUUACCUGGCAGCACUGAUAGCGAACCUUCUCGUUAUCACCAUCACCACCAUAGACCAGCAUCUCCAGUCCCCCAUGUUUUUCUUCCUGAAAAAUUUGUCCUUGAUUGAUAUCUGCUAUAUCUCUGUGACUAUUCCCAAAUCCAUCGUGAACUCUCUGACUGGCAGUCAUUACAUCUCCUUACUGGGAUGUGUUUCACAAAUUUUUCUAUUUAUCUUUUUUGCUGGUACAGAGUUUGCCCUUCUUCUAGUGAUGUCCUAUGACCGCUAUGUUGCCAUCUGCCAUCCCCUGCACUAUGAGACCAUUUUGAAUAGAGGUUCCUGUGUGCAGAUGAUGACCGCAGCAUGGCUCAGUGGGUGUGCCUAUGGAUCUCUUCAUGCUGCAGGUAUUUUCUCUUUCUACUUCUGUGGGUCUAGAAUAGUGCAUCAGUUCUUCUGUGAUGUUCCAUCACUUCUACUGCUCAUUUGUUCUGGAGAGCAAACUCUAGAAUAUGCAUUUAUCAUUGCGAGCUUUGCUUUUUCCUUUGUAUGCUUUCUUUUCAUGAUUGUCUCUUAUGUUUAUAUUUUCUCAGCUGUAUUGAGGAUUCCCUCUGCACAAGGCAAGUUAAAAACAUUCUCAACAUGUAUACCUCAUCUCCUUGUGGUAACCUUGUUUCUCUUUUCUGGUAGUGUAACAUAUUUUGGUACCACCCAUAUUUUGGCGUCAUCACAGAACCUGUUCAUGUCUCUACUGUACUCUAUAUUACCUCCAAGCAUCAAUCCACUUAUCUACAGCCUGAGGAACAAGGAUCUGAGGGCAGCCUUAUGUAAAAUACUGCAUGGUAAAAUGUUACCAAGCACACAAAUACCUUUUAAGUGA
Molecule: messenger RNA, 942 nt
Organism: Castor canadensis (American beaver)
Lineage: Eukaryota; Metazoa; Chordata; Mammalia; Rodentia; Castoridae
Source: RefSeq, a predicted model, not a curated record